Molecule: messenger RNA, 545 nt
Organism: Strongylus vulgaris
Lineage: Eukaryota; Metazoa; Nematoda; Chromadorea; Rhabditida; Strongylidae
Source: the annotation of a GenBank genome assembly
AUGGCUCAUGGUGAUAAUGUAGCGAAUGAUAACAUAGAUAAGGGAGGACUGACAUUCUUCGACCGUCUAGCUGAAGAUGCUGCUGAAGAGAAUUCAGCAGGCAGUAGUGGCGUCCUCUCAAGCAUAUUUGGACGAUUCUGGCGUAAUCAAAGCACUGCGGACUGCGAGCCUUCUGGCUCUGCCACAUUCUACCUGGGAGAGACAGCCUCACAGGAAAAAGAAGAUGAAACGGUUCCGGAAUCAUUUUCUACUAACAAUCCGUUGUCAUCGGGAGAUGACAGCAGUAUCUCUGCUCCAUCAAAGCCGUUAGCUAAUGCUCAGUGCGAUGCUGACCGAACCUCUCCAAGCGUAAAUAGUUUCAAUAGCCAAGACAAUGAGAGAGCUCCGAGGAAGCUUUCCGAUAAGCUGACAAAUAUGUUCAGGAGUGGUUACAAGCCGGGACUGAUGGACUAUAACAGGAGCAACUUCCGACAAUACUGGAUGCCAGAUUCCACUGGAAAGGAAUGUUAUCAAUGCGAAGAGCGGUUUUCAACAUUUAGGUAAGU